AUGGAGCCAGAGCGUCGUAAUGGUUUUAAAAGAGACCCGGAGCGUCAGGACUUUUAUACUCGACCAAUUGAACGACGCCCGAGUAAAAAGUCCUCCUCCAAAGACCGACACGGAGUCGUUUAUCCCGAAAGUUUUCGUGACACUACUAUCAGAACUGUCACGCCUGAUUCGAUGUCUGACCGUGCAAAUAACUCCCCAAUGUCUGACGCGGAGUACAUGUCGCCGCAUGCCACCCUUCGUGUCAAACCCCGGCCCCGACGACAGGAGCCCAAUCCCUAUUUCUCUGCGGGUGACGAAGAGGAUGCGGCAAUUGGGCCUAAAACCCUUAGAGCUAGGUCGAGGACAACCUUAGACGACCAGCGAAGCGAAAUAUCCCCGAACUUUUUAUCAAAACGGCGAACAAGGCUGGGUUCUAUCAAUGUGGGGUCGCCCGCGCCGAAAGGAUCUGAUGAUUCAGUUCCGUCAAUCGGAUAUCCGUCAAUCAUUCAAUCACCCGCCCAACGACAUAGAUUAAGUAAACCGCCAUUAGGCGGUGCUUCACUUGUGGCCAAUGCUUCACGCUCAUCGUCAUACGGAUCGCCUAUAUCGAAUUCUGACUCCUCUAAAAUUUUACAAUUAAUGAAAACAACAAACGGCAGGAUGCACGGCAUCCUCUCUUUUCGUACUUCUGGUAGUACCUCGUGGACUUCGGGAUAUUGUGCAAUAAACGUUGCUAGUGGAAGUCUUAUCUAUCAAGCCAAGGGAGAACCAGCCGCAGCCAAAACGCUAAUACCCGACCUUCGAGGGUGUCGAGUACGAACGCUUUACGACACGGAAGUACAAGGGACAUAUCUUAGUGUAUCAACCCACUCUUCCACCCUCGGAGUUCAUUUGAGACCCCAUGUAAUCGAGACAUUUGAUUCUUGGUUAGCUGCGCUCCUUUGCUGGCAACCAAUCCGCCCAAAAGGAGUCCAAAAUAAAAUGACGAAGCCACAGUCAGUUGCAAUUGGCAACCAUCAUCGUUUUCCUGAGCGCAGACGAAAUUCCGAGAGCACAAUCCAAAAAGAAGCGGCCAUAAUCAAGGUUGGACAAAUGCUUCUCUGGGACAAACAAACUGCCUCCGGCCUUCCCCCAUCUCCGACACCUAAACGAAUAUCGACCUUUAAACAGCAGCGAGCUCUAUCUCACUCAUGGCGAAAGGUUAGCUGUUCAUUACAGGAGAACGGUCAUAUGAAGAUUUUCAUGGAAAGUGAUGUGACUCUCAUCGCGUUUAUACAGUUGUCACAGCUUUCCCGAUGCGCUAUCCAGCAACUGGAACCAUCAGUCUUGCAGGAUGAAUUCUGCAUUGCUAUAUACCCACAGUAUUUCGUCCAUGCCGGAGGAGACCAAUUGAGCCGCCCCAUCUAUCUCUCGCUUGAAAAUCGUAUCUUGUUCGAAGUUUGGUUUGUUUUGUUACGCGCAUUCACGAUACCGGAACUAUACGGCCCCGAACAGCUUUCGCCAAAUGACGAUUCAGCUCGUGACCAUGGCCUAUCGGUUUCUGGCGCAACCCCAACUAUCGACAUGUUUCGCAUUGAACGACUUCUAUCAAUCCGAAUACUUGAAGCUAAAAUGGUGCAAUCAACCCAGGAGCCUGCAGAUUCCUCGAAGCCGAAAAAGGUCAUUAAGCCUCAACCACGUCAAUCGAGAACGCGUAUGCCCGGUGAUUACUAUGCUGAAGUCCUACUUGACGGAGAGGUUCGAGCGAAGACGGCUGCUAAGGCAGACACUUCGGUUCCUUUUUGGCGAGAGGAUUUUACUUUCCAUGAUUUGCCGCCUGUUUUGUCAAAUGCAUCUGUAGUGGUUAAAACUUUGAAUUCUGCCCAAAAAGACUGGACACUUAUAUCCCGACGGCCGUAUUCUCUUGAGGACGUUAGCAGCGACCCACUGGCGAUGAUAGGUGAUGUUGAGAUUGCUUCCCAUGACGCGACCUACGGCAGAAUUGACUUGCGCCUGGAAGACCUGGAGCGUGACUCAGGGUCAGAAAAAUGGUGGCCAAUUUUGGACGACCAUGAUCAACAGGUGGGGGAGAUGUUAAUGAGGGUUCAGCUCGAUGAGACAGUUGUUUUAGUGUCAAAAGAGUACGAGGCGAUGUCGGAACUACUUCACUCGUUUUCCAAUGGCCUUACAGUCAACCUUUCUCAACUUGUUCCCCGCGAACUACGCCACUUCGCGGGAACUUUCCUAGACAUAUUCCAGGUCUCAGGACAUGCAGGGGAAUGGAUCAUGGCCCUUGUGGAAGAUGAAAUAGAUGGAAUCCAUAGGGAUUCGUCCGCAAGCCGAUUGAGAUAUACCAGUCGCAGCCGCAUCCACUCAAACGACUCGUAUGAGUCAACCCAGGAAAGAGAAGCACUGGUGCGUGAUUUGGGCAGGUCAGCUACUGUUGAAGCCAACUUACUCUUCCGAGGUAACUCACUUCUGACAAAAUCGUUGGAUAUGCAUAUGCGUCGAUUGGGAAAGGAAUACCUAGAAGAAACCAUUGGAGCCGGGCUACGGGACAUUGACGAAAGCGACCCUGACUGCGAGAUUGACCCCAACAGAGUGAGCCGGCCAGAGGAUCUGGAGCGCAACUGGCGUAAUUUGGUUCUCUUGACAAGCAAUAUGUGGAAAUCUAUAGCUGGGUCUGCGUCUCGUUGCCCCCCUGAGUUGAGGCACAUUUUCCGGCAUAUCAGAGCCUGUGCGGAGGAUCGCUAUGGUGAUUUCCUACGCUCAGUCGCGUAUAGCAGUGUUUCCGGAUUUCUAUUUCUCCGGUUUUUUUGCCCUGCGAUAUUGAACCCGAAGCUGUUCGGCUUGCUUAAAGAGCAUCCCCGCCAGCGCGCUCAACGAACAUUAACCCUCAUCGCAAAAGCUUUGCAAGGCUUAGCCAAUCUAGCCACUUUCGGGAACAAAGAACCAUGGAUGGAGCCGAUGAAUAAAUUCCUCUUGUCACACCGCAACGAGUUCAAGGAAUUUGUGGAUUCCAUUUGUUCCAUACCAGCAGAACGCCCAGCCCAAAUCGUCAACCCAUCAUACGCCACGCCGAUACAGAUUUUGAACCGCCUACCGCCAACGUCCCGAGAAGGAUUUCCAAGCCUUCCGUUCUUAAUCGACAAUACGAGAAGCUUUGCAUUUUUAGUGCGCUUAUGGCUCGAGUCAGCACCGUUAAACCUGACUUCCAUGCCAGACGUAGAUGAAAACGUAAUUCAGUUCCAUAACCUAUGCCUUCAAGUCCAACAACGCACGAAGGAUUGCUUAAACAGAGCCGAGCAAGCUGAGCGUCCGAAUGGAAACCUUGAGGUCAAAUGGGAAGAGCUUGUGGAGCAGUUUGAGAGGUCAAGCACAUUCUACGACGAAAGCUCGAGCAAGGCCAACACUCCCUCUAUAGAGACGGCGAUGUCAAAUGUUGCAGCAAUGUCAGGAAACAAUAGAAACUCUAUUGGGUACUUUUCCAGACCUCCUUUCCAACAUAGGAAUACCGAUACAAGCAACGGAAGCGACGAAGCUGACUAUGAAACACGUUCGAGCGCGCCAUCGGCUACAUGGGAUCCGGGGCGGCCCAAAUUCAUGACGCCCAAGUACUCGGAAAGAGAGAGCGUCGAUAGCCCUCAUAACUCCUCCACGUAUUCGUUAGAAUACCCUGACCAACAAAAAGGCCGUCAAUCCAGCAUCACAAAGGAAUCGUCUGCCAAGUAUCGGCUGUUCGACCUUGUUGGGAACUCUAGACGCAAGGGCAAAGAUAAAGAAGGACAGCAACCUCUCCCAUCAGACCUCGGCCCUCGCGACGAAUAUAUAUGA
Molecule: messenger RNA, 3792 nt
Organism: Uncinocarpus reesii 1704
Lineage: Eukaryota; Fungi; Ascomycota; Eurotiomycetes; Onygenales; Onygenaceae
Exons: 2
Coding region: 1-3792 (1263 amino acids)
Biological process (GO): regulation of GTPase activity
Source: RefSeq, a predicted model, not a curated record